Molecule: messenger RNA, 2387 nt
Organism: Eurytemora carolleeae
Lineage: Eukaryota; Metazoa; Arthropoda; Copepoda; Calanoida; Temoridae
Product: probable ATP-dependent RNA helicase DDX10
Exons: 14
Coding region: 22-2373 (783 amino acids)
Biological process (GO): rRNA processing
Cellular component (GO): nucleus
Molecular function (GO): RNA helicase activity; nucleic acid binding; ATP binding
Source: RefSeq, a predicted model, not a curated record
AAUCUCAAUGUUUCAGAAGAAAUGGAGAAGAAAGACAAGUUUAAGAAUAAAAAAUUCAAACACAAGAAAUUUUCUCAUCCUAAGAAAGAGGAGAAGAAGAAAGUGAAGAAGAUAGAUACAAUGAAGGAGAAUAUAAACAAACUAACAUCAAGAUAUGAAGAAAUUGACACAAAAACUAUAAAAACUUUCAGUGAGUUUCCUCUGAGUAAAGAGACCCUGAAAGGGUUGAAAGAAGCUGGAUUCGAUAAACCGACAGAGAUUCAACGAGAAUCAAUAGGAUUGGCUUUACGAGGUCUUGAUAUUCUUGGUGCUGCUAAAACUGGAUCUGGAAAAACACUAGCUUUUAUAAUUCCGAUAAUAGAGAAACUGUAUACUGAACAGUGGAGUAGAACAGAUGGUGUUGGUGCCCUGAUCAUUACUCCUACUAGAGAACUAGCAUACCAGAUAUUUGAAGCCCUGAGAAAGGUCGGAAAAUUCCAUGCUAUCAGUGCUGGUCUCGUCAUAGGAGGGAAGGAUCUAAAGUUUGAAUGGAAACGAUUGCAGGGUUGUAAUAUUGUGGUCUGUACCCCGGGCAGGCUUCUGCAGCAUUUAGACGAGAAUCCAGCAUUCAACAUGGACAAUCUUCAGAUUCUAGUUCUAGACGAAGCGGAUAGAUGCCUGGAUCUAGGAUUUCAACAAGCCAUGAACUCAAUCAUUGAUGGUUUACCGGCACAGAGACAAAGUUUACUCUUCUCAGCAACACAAACCAGGAGUGUAACUGACCUGGCAAGGUUGAGUCUAGAGAACCCUGUUUACGUAUCUGUACAUGAAAACUCAGAUCAUACAACCCCAGAUAAUCUUACUCAAUCCUACAUUGUUACAGAUCUACAAAACAAGAUAAAUAUUUUGUGGUCUUUCUUGAAGAAUCACAAGAAGAAGAAGAUCCUCGUGUUUAUGCAGAGUUGUAAACAAGUUAAAUAUAUCUAUGAAAUAUUUUGCAGAUUAAGACCUGGGUUGUCUGUUCUAGCUCUGUACGGAACACUACAUCAGUUGAAAAGGAUGGCAAUCUACGAUCAGUUUUGUGGAAAGGAAUCAGCUGUUCUUUUCGCUACAGAUAUUGCUGCCAGAGGAUUAGAUUUCCCUGCUGUUGACUGGGUUGUACAGUUGGAUUGUCCGGAGGACGGAGUUACAUAUGUACACAGGGCUGGUCGAACUGCAAGAUAUAAUACAGCUGGAGAAAGUUUACUAGUUUUACUACCGCAGGAGGAGGAGGGAAUGCUGAAACAACUUAAUGCACAUAAAAUACCUAUUUCAAAGAUUGAGAUAAACCCCGCGAAGCUUCAACAAAUCGAGAAGAAAAUGGCGGCACAUCUUGCCAGUGACAAGAACCUUAAAGAAUCAGCACAGAGGGCCUUCCAGUCUUAUAUUAAGUCCGUCUACCUUAUGAAGAAUAAAAAUAUAUUUAAUGUUCAUAAACUUGAGACGGAGAAGUUUGCGGAGAGUCUAGGUUUAGCUGCUCCUCCCAGGGUUCGCUUUCUAGACAAACAGAAGAAAAUCAUCGAAGCUCGGAAGAAGAAGGAUGUUAAGGAAGUCGCUAAAGAUGAAGAGGAAGAUGAUGAAAGUGUGGAGAUGGAGAAUAUAAAGAAUGCAAGUGAGAAGAUCCAGUUGACAGCUGAUGCUGACAGUGACGCAGAAAGCGAUGAAGACAUCUUCACAGUUAAACGAACCAAUGUUCAGAUAGAAGAUGAUGUCGAAGAAGAUGCUGAGGUUGAUAGGUUUAACAAGAACAGGAUAACCUCCAAGGUUCAGAUGGCAAAGAGAAUGCUGAAGAAGAACAUAAUUCCUAACAGUAAGGUUUUGUUUGAUGAUGAAGGAGAUGUGAAGACGGAUAGUGCCAAGAUGAAGGUUAGUGAGGAGGGCAGGCUCUACGAGGCGGAGACACUGGAUCGUGAGGGCGGAGGUAUUGAUAUUGAGCGAGCUAAGGAGGUUCUUAAAGCGGAGGAUAAGUUUGACAAGCAGGCGGAGAGAGCCAGACACAAGGAGAUGCGGAAGGAAAAGAAAAGAAAGGAGAAGGAGGCUCGGAAAAGAAAACGUGAAGAAGAGGACGAAGAAGAAGAGGGUGAAAGCGACAGUGGAGAGAGUGUUGACUUGUCUUGGUUACCAGAUCCAGAUAAGAUCUAUGGUAAGGAGGGAGGUGAAGAGUCUGAGAAGGAAGAAGAGGAGGAGGAGGAGAGUGAAGGAGAGACGGAGGUGAAGGAGAAGGCGGACAAGAUAACAGUGAUAAAGAAGAGAAUACCGAAGAAAGCAAAGUUAGAGGAAGAAAAUGUUGCGCUUGACACUGGACUCUCAUUAGAAGAUGACGAAGAUCUUGCUCUUCAACUUUUAUCAAGAUAAAUUUAUUUUUCAGA